This is a messenger RNA of Vitrella brassicaformis, 2165 nucleotides long. The record is from the annotation of a GenBank genome assembly. NCBI's taxonomy places the organism in Eukaryota, Vitrellaceae.
UUGUUGAACGGCUAGCUCGAGACACUGACGAAGUGUCGUUGUGAAAUCUCAAGGCCCCCUCACCACAGCGACUCUCGGAACGAAUCACGGUCGUUCCCAGUCACUUGACGGUCUGCACAUUCAGGCAUCGCUUUCACAUGUGGCCAUCUCUGGUCCUUCCACGUAUGGAAAUGUCGACUUGCUCGCAGAUAUGCCAUUGCCUGAGCAGAGAUUGACACAAAGUCAGACAAAUACAUGAUUUAUUCGCUGUUCUCUAUACGUAUAUAAGGCGGCGUAUAUUGUACAUCAGCGGUGGCUCAUACAAGGGCUAUAUGUGGCUCGAGGCAGGCCAAGAAUAGGGUCUUCCUUUCGCGAGCGCGACUCGGAUCGUGCCCUUGCUGUUCUUGAUGUUCUGUGACGUGUCGAUGAGUAGACCUUCAUUGUUGGUGACCACCCGAGCUAGCGUAGGGGCAGAGACGAGGCGGUGAGCGAAGGCAUUUCGCCUUCUGAGUUGACGUCUCCUUUCUUCGACUGUCUCGAUUGCCAAGUAUCCAUAAAGUGCGGCCUGAAAAUAACUGUGUGCUCGCCGGAUCUCACUUCGCCUGUAAUAUGCGACUUUAGACAUAGACGGUUCGACUAGUCGAGCCCCGUCUCUCUUCCUUCUUGCCAUCCUGACUGCAUAUGGGCGUCGAUCUUGGAUUUUCGCGUUGUUCUUGCUGUCCUCCUUAUCCUUGCUGCCCUUCUUGUCGUGUUGUUUGUUGUCUUCCUUGUCGUCCUCCUUGUCGCCCUGCUCAUAUAAAACACAAACCAAUGGAAAAUGUCUAUGGGUACCUUUUCGGCUUGCUACGGUUUGUUGGGCGAGAAGCCACCCUUACUUGCGCCGCCGGGGGGCGGCAUACAGAGGGCCUGCCGUGGUUUGCAAGCGGAAUGAACCCAACCGGCAUGACCCGAGAUAGGAUAGAAAUGAUGGAUGAAGACACGGCGCACAGGUCGAUCGAUGGGAGCACUCGGAAUUGGUCUUGUGACACACAUGUUGACCGACUUUCAUCAACCCCAAGUACAGGAGCAUGGCCUCGUCGAACGAGCGGCUCAUUUUGCAGUCAUUAAACCGCCGAGAACACGCCCGGUGACAAAUGCCGAGAUCCAUUGGCUACUUUUCUUUCACCUGAAGAGCCGAUCUCGGAUUUUCGCGUUGUUCUUGCUGUUCUCCUUCUCCUUGCUGCCCUUCUUGUUGUGUUGCUUGUUGUCUUUCUCGUCGUUCUCCUCGUCGCCGGCCGCGGCAAUCUCAGAGACGGAUCGAUGGGAUACAGUCGAAUGAUCUUGUGCUUCUGCAUUUGAGUGUCGAUGCCGCCAUACUUGAACUUGUAAUACUUGAACUUGUGAUGGUCGUCGCCUUUCGACAGCGUACGCAGAUCGACUCUCAUCACGUUUACCCGACAACAGAACUCAUGCGCCUUCACAGAUGCAGGAUGCAGCAAAAGAGACAAAGAACAAAGACAAAACGACAUCACUCUGCAAUCCAUCAGCUCACGGGAUUCAUCGUUGUAGAAGAUCCAUCGUCAUGGAGGUCCCCUGCGCACCAGAUUGUGUCUCAUCAACGACAAGCUGUCAGCCAUGUUGGCGUUCUGCUGGUCGUCAUUGAUUGCCGGCAGCUGAGGUUGAGCGUGGUCCGACUCGCUGCUGCUCGGCGCUCUCCCUUGGUUGACAGCUCAAUCUGUGAAGAACUACAAAUACGCACAGCUCAGAGCCUCCCGUCGCAUGCAUGCACUCACACAAAAACACGUUUGCCUUCCCGCAGUUGCCCUCGCUCGCCUCAUUUCCUGUCUACUCUUCGUAGGGGAUGAUCUUGAAGUAGGCCAGUAGGGCGACCACAUACUCGUCUAGCCACAGCGACGCGACGUUCUCCUCCGGCCGCUUCGGCGUCGACGAGAACGUGCUGCCGAACGAAGCGAGUCAGUCUCGGAUGUGUCGACAAUGGGUGAAUACACGAGGUCGGUCUGAGGCCGCGAGGCCAGACCUGCUGGCAUAAGCUGCAUCCAUCCAUCAAUACACAAAGUCACACACAUUCAUCCCUUUCGUCCUUCCUCCCUUGUCCUCUCUCGUGUGCGAAUGUGUGUGUUUGUGUGUGUGUGUCGAUGUUGUCUGCUGACCUGGCUGCCGUGCUUCACCUGAGGUGAGGGUCCUCC